This is a messenger RNA of Drosophila eugracilis, 5832 nucleotides long. RefSeq names its product polyhomeotic-proximal chromatin protein. NCBI's taxonomy places the organism in Eukaryota, Metazoa, Arthropoda, Insecta, Diptera, Drosophilidae. The record is from RefSeq and is a predicted model, not a curated record. Gene Ontology annotation, cellular component: nucleus; PRC1 complex. Bases 1 to 4809 code for a protein of 1602 amino acids. The transcript has 6 exons. Gene Ontology annotation, molecular function: zinc ion binding; protein binding.
AUGGUGAAGGAAAUUCUGGCAAUUACCAACAGCAAGGAUACAACAACAGCAUUGCGCUGGAAAGUGUAUCGGAUAGUGGAGAGUGUCGUCGCCUGGAAUAAAAACAACGAAAGAAACAGAAACGCCAAAAAAAAAAAAAGAAGAAAAUACACAAUUAAUGCUGUGCGGCGUUUAGAGUUGUCGUCGUUGCGCUUUUUUAUUGCGGCCACAGAAAGUGAAUCAACACCAGCAGCAGAAGCAGCAACAACAACACCGUCACCAGCAUCUUCACCUGCACACGGCGUAUCGGUAAAAGGUCCCACAAACACUCAAGAGGAUCCCCAGCGACCACUCAGGUGCCUAGAAACACUUUCCCAGAAGGCAGGCAUCUGUUUAGACGAGGACAUUGCCAACAGCCCAUCACAAUCUCCAAGCACCAAGGCACGUGGAACAGCCGGAACACCACCCAUCAAGCGGCGCCACCCACUACUGCCGCUUCUAAGCAGCUCACCAAGUACACACAACUCAAAAACACGCAGCAACAAGCUGGAGAAGUCACAGAGUCCCGCCCAACAGGUGGCGGCCGCUACCAGCGUGCCGCUACAGAUCUCCCCUGAACAGCUGCAACAGUUCUAUGCGAGCAAUCCCUUUGGCAUCCAAGUGAAGCAAGAGUUCCCACCACACACAACUGGCGGAGGGGGCGCAGAGUUGAAGCAUGCUGCCAAUAUCAUUGAUGUCCAGCAGCAAAUGCAAUUGCAGCAGCAGCUCUCAGAUGCCAGUGGAGGCGGAGGAGCGGGAGGUGGAGCAUCGGGGAACGCAGGAGCAGCAGGAGGAGCACCUAGUCCAGCAAAUUCUCAGCAGUCCACCGCCAUCAGCACCAUGUCGCCAAUGCAGCUAGCGGGGGCCACUGGAGGAGUGGGCGGGGAUUGGACUCAGGGGAGGACUGUGCAGCUGAUGCAGCCCUCUACCAGCUUCUUGUACCCGCAGAUGAUUGUGUCGGGCAAUCUAUUGCAUCCAGGCGGCCUCGGCCAGCAGCCCAUCCAGGUGAUAACCGCCGGCAAGCCCUUCCAGGGCAACGGUCCCCAGAUGCUCACUACCACAACGCAGAACGCCAAGCAGAUGAUCGGAGCACAAGCGGGAUUCGCCGGAGGCAACUACGCCACCUGUAUUCCGUCAAACCACAACCAGUCGCCCCAGACGCUGCUUAUCUCGCCGGUGAAUGUCAUCUCGCACUCGCCGCAGCAACAACAGAAUCUACUGCAGUCGAUGGCCGCCGCCGCCCAGCAGCAGCAACUUACCCAACAGCAGCAGCAACAGCUAAGCCAGCAGCAACAGCAACAGCAACUCACCCAGCAGCAACAACAGCAGCAGCAACAGCUGACAGCCGCUCUGGCGAAAGUGGGAGUGGAUGCGCAGGGCAAACUGGCCCAGAAAGUGGUCCAGAAGGUGACCACUACGAGCAGCACAGUGCAGGCGGCGACGGGUACAGGGUCCGCUGGAACGUCACAGGCCCAGCAGGUACAGCAGGUCCAACAGCAACAGCAGCAAACCACCCAAACCACUCAACAGUGCGUCCAAGUCUCGCAGUCAACUUUACCAGUCGGAGUCGGCGCCCAGUCGGUUCAGACUGCCCAACUCCUGAACGCUGGACAAGCGCAACAAAUGCAAAUCCCCUGGUUCUGGCAAAACGGACUGCAGCCCUUUGGCUCAAAUCAGAUCAUCCUGCGAAACCAGCCAGACGGGACCCAGGGCAUGUUCAUCCAACAGCAACCGGCGACACAGACCCUGCAGACGCAGCAGAACCAGAUCAUCCAGUGCAAUGUGACCCAGACUCCCACCAAGGCACGCACCCAACUCGAUGCACUUGCUCCCAAGCAGCAACAGCAGCAGCAGGCAGGCACUACUAACCAGACCCAGCAGCAGCAGCUAGCUGUUGCCACUGCCCAAUUGCAGCAACAGCAGCAGCAACUCACGGCAGCAACUCUGCAGCGGCCUGGAGCUCCAAUUAUGCCUCACAAUGGAACCCAAGUGCGUCCAGCCAGUUCCGUAUCCACACAGACAGCUCAAAACCAGAGUUUGCUGAAGGCCAAGAUGCGUAACAAGCAGCAGCCCGUGCGACCCGCUCUACCCACCUUGAAGACAGAAAAUGGUCAGGUCGCAGGCCAAAAUAAAGUGGUGGGUCACCUGACCACCGUGCAGCAGCAACAGCAGGCAACGAAUCUCCAGCAGGUGGUCAAUGCGGCGGGCAAUAAAAUGGUUGUGAUGAGUACGACAGGCACUCCCAUUACCCUCCAGAAUGGACAGACUCUCCAUGCAGCCACUGCGGCAGGAGUGGACAAACAGCAGCAACAGAUGCUCAUUCAAAAGCAGCAAUUCCUACAGCAGCAAAUGUUCCAGCAGCAGAUCGCUGCCAUUCAGAUGCAGCAGCAGGCGGCUGUUCAGGCCCAGCAACAGCAACAACAGCAGCAAGUCACCCAACAACAGCAGCAGGUAAACGCCCAGCAACAGCAAGCGGUGGCGCAACAACAGCAGGCGGUUGCCCAGGCACAGCAACAGCAAAGGGAGCAGCAGCAGCAAGUUGCCCAAGCACAAGCACAGGCGCAGCAGCAGCAGGCACUUGCCAAUGCUACUCAGCAGAUCCUGCAGGUGGCGCCCAACUCAUUCAUCACACCCCAGCAGCAGCAACAACUUCACAACCAGCUGAUCCAGCAGCAACUGCAGCAACAGGCUCAGGCACAGGUCCAAGCCCAAGUGCAGGCCCAAGCGCAGCAGCAACAACAGCAGCGUGAGCAGCAGAGCAUCAUCCAGCAGAUUGUAGUGGGUGGAGCGGUGGGAGCGACCGCCCAACAGCAGCAGCAGCAAUCGCAGCAGCAAACCGGACAGCUGCAGUUGAGCAGCGUGCCCUUUUCGGUUUCUUCGACGACGACGCCAGCUGGCAUAGCUACCUCCAGUGCUCUGCAGGCAGCUCUCUCCGCCUCAGGCGCCAUCUUCCAGACAGCUAAGCCUGGCACUUGCAGUUCCUCAUCGCUUCCCACCAGUAGUGUGGUCACGAUUACCAAUCAGAGCAGCACUCCCCUGGUCACCAGCAGUACAGUGGCCAGUCUGCAGCAGGCACAGGCUCAGGCUCAAGCUCAAGCUGCUCAGAUCCAACAACAACAGCAGCAGCUAAUCAAUGCCACCAUAGCGGCAGCAUCUCAACAGCAGCAACAGGGACCACCUUCACUUACACCAACAACGCCCUCACCCACCACUAAUCCCAUUCUGGCCAUGACUUCGAUGAUGAAUGCCACUGUGGGCCACUUAUCUACUGCUCCGCCGGUGACGGUUUCUGUGACUAGCACUGCUGUUACUCCAUCGCCGGGUCAGCUUGUAACGCUCAGCAGUGCUAGUAGCGGGGGAAGUUUUCCUGCCACGCCCACAAAGGAUGCGAAUUCGAAAGCACCCACCGCUACUCUGGUGCCUAUUGAUUCGCCAAUGACGGCUGUAUCUGGUCAAGACAUCUGCACCACACCCAAAUCCUCCGCUUCUGCAAAUAUCAGUUCGUCCGUAGAGGCCAGCAGUUCCACGAGUGAGGCUCUGCCCAAUGGAGAAGUCGCAGAUCGGGCGUCCACGCCAUCGAAGACACCUACCACUCCCAGCAGUAAGCAAAGCAAUGCAGUUCAGCCGACGAGCAGCAGCACCACUCCCAACACUGUUAGUGGAAAGGAGGAACCCAAGGUGACUACCUCCAGUUCGUCCGCUACUUCAACGCCAACCACGACAACGAUUAGCAAUGGGAUUGGAAUUGCCAGAAUGACAGGAAGCACCACAGCUAGUACCACCGCUACCACAACCACCACCACUUCUAGCACUUCGACCACAAGUUGCACCAGCACCACCACAACCACUACGACGAGUAAUACCAAUGGUGCUAAGGAUCUGCCUAAGGCGAUGAUAAAGCCAAAUGUGCUAACCCAUGUCAUCGAUGGUUUUAUCAUACAGGAGGCCAACGAACCAUUCCCUGUCACCAGGCAACGGUAUGCUGACAAGGAUGUCAGCGAUGAGCCGCCAAAGAAAAAGGCAGCCAUGCAGGAAGACAUCAAGCCAUGUGGGAUCGCGUCGGCUCCAGCAGCGGAUAUGGUUGCUUGCGAGCAGUGUGGCAAGCUGGAACACAAAUCGAAGCUCAAACGGAAGCGCUACUGUUCGCCAGGGUGCGCCAGACAGGCGAAGAAUGGCAUCGGUGGAGUGGGCUCAGGGGAGACCAACGGCCUUGGAACAGGCGGCAUUGUUGGAGUGGACGCCAUGGCGUUGGUGGACAAACUGGACGAAGCUAUGGCCGAGGAAAAAAUGCAGACAGAAGCCCUACAGGCAAUGUCCGAAUCGCUGCCCAUCCAAGCGGCUCCAACAGAGGUUCCAUCGAUUCCAAUGCCGGUGCUAGCGGCUAUCCCAGCGUCUUCCCCGCUUUCGUUGCCGCUGGCAUUGCCGUUGCCAGUUGCAAUACCUCCUGUACCUAUGGCAGUAGCUCCGCCUGGAGUGGUCACUCCUGCAGUGGCACUUCCAUCCUCCAAUGUGAAUGUGAAUGGAUCGGAUCGCCCGCCAAUCAGCAGCUGGAGUGUGGAGGAGGUUAGCAACUUCAUUCGAGAACUGCCUGGAUGUCAGGACUAUGUGGACGACUUUAUACAGCAGGAGAUCGACGGCCAGGCGCUCUUGUUGCUAAAGGAGAACCAUUUGGUGCAUGCCAUGGGCAUGAAGUUGGGCCCAGCCCUUAAGAUUGUGGCUAAGGUUGAAUCCAUGAAAGAGGUUCCUCCACCAGGCGAUAUAAAGGACACUGCGCUCGGAGGAGCGCAAUAGUGUCAGCGGGAUGAGCCAGGUGAAAUGAUGCCAUCGCCCUCGUACUCGAUUACACCGCCACCUUACUCGCCGGUGGGUCUGGGAAUGGACAGUCAAACCGCUCCAACUCGCACAGCUCCUGGCAGCACUCCGCCAGAGUCUGAAGAUAGCAGCGGGGGCAGUCACCUGUGCUACGACCUGACCACUCGACUCUGCCACGACCUUCGGCUGGAGGAGGAGCCAUAGCUCUGGACCGGGUCCAACCAGGUCCGUCGCCCAAGCUGAAUCUGAUUCGCUUGAAGCGAGCUGUAGAACUUUUUGUACGUAAUCUAAACUAAACUAGCGGGGUGUUCGCGUAGCUCAAAUAGCAGGCCGCCACAUGUAUGAUAAAGCAUAGACUGUUAUCCCAGUCAUCGAUUCAUCAACUUGUAUAGAACUUCAUCACUACACCUAAGCGCUAAGGUAUUUAUUUAAACGAUAUUAUUCAUUACACUAUGAGCAUAAAGAAAUCACUUAAACUAGAGGUAAGCUGGGAAUACGUAUUUACAUAGUUAGAAUUAAAAAUGAAGCCUGAAGUAAUUCCUAAGUGAAACUGAAUUGAAUACGACAACCUAAACAUGUAACUUAUUGAUUAAUUUAGGGCAUCUGAAAUACAGUCGGAUUUCCAUAGCUCGAAUUUGUGGUCCGAGUCUUUUAAAAAAUUUUAACCACCAACUACCAUUUCUUUGUCCAUAACAAAUCCGUUUAAAACUAUUGGCUGGCUAUCCCCCAAAAUAAGAACAAUCAAUAACCGCAAAAUGUGAAUAUUUAUAGUUAGGAAAUCUCCUUAAAUUCUAAAAAAAAGAAAUUAAUCUGAGUUAUGGAAGUUCGACAGUGCUAACCUUAGGUUACACAUAUACAUACACGAGCAAAUAUAUUAUAAGAUAUAUAUAAAUUAUUUGAAAGUUCCGUGGUUGUACACCUUAUUUUUUUUUACAAAACCUUUUUUUUCCUAUUGCUGAACAAAAUAAAAACUGUCGCCGUAUAGUAAUUAAUGAACGUGAA